CUGUGGUGAUUGCCAAUUAGCGGGGCGGCAUCCCCGCCUCCAAGUGCCGCGCAUGUGCAGAUGUGACGGAAAGUGCGCGUAGGGCCGUGUGCGCAGGGAAAUGCGCAUGCGCAAUAUGGCGGUCGGCCCGGGGCCCUGAGAUGCAGCCUCAGCGACGGAAGAAAAAAAUCAUCUCCUAGUGCCACCAAGCAGACACGUUUACCUGCAGAUGCAAGCUUUCGCGUUGGUUUCCUCAGCUGCGCUUUAACUUCGAUCGCAGAGAAGCUCCUCCUUUCUGUAUGAGUGUUCCGAACUCGUUCACCUUCGCCUUCGUUCUGACGGCACGCAGCGCAGCCUUAUGGAGGACGCAGCGGCUGUCCCUGAGCCGGGGGCCCUCUCUGUGGGCAGCCGGGAAAAGGAGCUCCUUGCAGCUGGUGCAGCUCACCGAGGCGGAGCUGAAGGAGCAGUUUGUGAGGGGCGAUGGCCCAGGAGGGCAGGCCACUAACAAGACCAGCAACUGUGUUGUCCUGAAGCAUGUUCCGUCAGGGAUUGUGGUGAAGUGCCAUCAAACAAGAUCAGUGGAGAAGAACCGAAAGAUAGCCAGAGAAAUCCUGCAGGAAAAGGUUGACCUCUUCUACAAGGGUGAAGAAAGUGAUGUUUAUAAAGAGAAGAAGGCAUCAGAGAAGAAGAAGCAGGAGAAAAAAAGAAGAGCAAAGGAAAACCUAGAAAGGAAAAAGCACUUUAAAGAGAUGCUACAAUUGGACAGGAAAUAAACAUGAAAUACUGACUGGCUCUGGUAGAGUAAGGGAGAAGUUUGUCAUAUCUGUGCAUAGUUUUCUGACUGAUGUAUAACAGUGAGCUUCAUAAGCACAACUAAAAUAUUGAGUAGUGACCUGACCUGCUCUUACAGUAAAAUUGAAGAGUUAAAGCACACUGUGUUCUUA
Molecule: messenger RNA, 923 nt
Organism: Meleagris gallopavo (turkey)
Lineage: Eukaryota; Metazoa; Chordata; Aves; Galliformes; Phasianidae
Gene: MTRFR
Product: mitochondrial translation release factor in rescue
Biological process (GO): translational termination
Cellular component (GO): mitochondrion
Molecular function (GO): translation release factor activity
Source: RefSeq, a predicted model, not a curated record